AUGGCGCUUCCACCGGAACAGAUCAACAUUAAGCGGCGUCGUGAAGAGGAGCCCGUCGAGACGCUGUACAUCCAAUCCGCGCUCCAUCAAACCAAGCGCCGUUUCACGGACUACGUUUUCCAGCGAGUCCCAAUCAAGGCGGGCGAUGGAGAUGCACCGACUGAUGCUGGUGCACCAACCACUGCUGCUGCCCAGAGACUCUUGCGCAGCCCUCGCUCUGUGAGCAGCCUGCAUGUGAACCGACGUGCUCCCCAGCAGAGCACCACUCCUACUCCUGGCAUCACGUCCAGCGGUGUUCCGCUCGUGCGCAGAACAUCUCCUGGCGCCGAACUUCGUGAUGCACAGCGCCGAGCUGCUGCACUGAAGGAGGCCGAUGAAAAGCGUAAGCAGGCUUUGCAGCCUUCGCCUCUCCAGCCUUCGCCCGCACAGUCUACCCCACAGGAUGAACGCCGUACGCCUGCAACUGGUACUUCUGGAUCUGGUGCUUCGUCUAGCCGAGAUUCUGCCAUCCGCCGCUUCCAAAUCUCCAAGGCUAACAGCCCUGCACUCCGAGCUGCCGGCGGUGGCAUUCAGAAGCGUCGACCCGGUGCCCCGCCCGGCGUUGCUGUUCUCGUUGAGCAGCUGCAGCGUAACCAUUCGCGGAAGGCAUCUAUGGUUGACGACUUGGUUUGCCAGGCUGAACUCGAUGACUAUGUGAAUGUGACUCCGCCCUCGGAGCCGGCCAAGCCACGCAAGCGACCCGUCGUCAACCAGGCCGAGAAGAAAUGGAGAGAAGAGCGCAAGAAGGAGAUUGCCGCUGCUAAGCAGCACAUAUCCGAGGGGCUUGAAAAUACCGCGAAGUCGCACCAGAGCACCUGGGAGGAGGAGUCUGACCGGCUGGCAAAGGAGUUUGAAUCGAUUGCGCUGGAGAUCGAGAAUGGCAUGGAACUCGAUCCCAGCAAUGGAGGAGAUGCCCUGCCUGGCCACGAAGAUGCUCCCGCCAAAUCUUCUUACUCGCGAUUCUCACAGCCAGCCUCCUUGAAGUAUCAACCGCGCUUCCCGAACAAGCUUCGCGCGCGGGCUUCGGACUCGAACCAACCCCCUGCUCCCGAAGAUCCCACGGAAACGGAUGGCGCCGAUACCCAGGCUGUGGAUGACAAUGAUGGAGACUUCGUCUACGAUGUCUACAUUCGACGACCGCUGACGGAUAAUGACAAGCUUACGAACCCGUUAGCUGAAUUCGAGUCGGACAAGCAGCUGAAGGAACUCGAAGCAGCUGCCAAUGCUGGCGUGGGUGUCAUCGUGAUCACGGAGGAGGAUGAGGAAUACUGGGACCAUUUCAUCGAAGAUGAUGAAGAGGAAUGGGACAGUGAGGACGCGGACUCGAAUGGUGAGUUUCAACCGGACCUCCUUGCCAAUCCCGGCUUUUACGUUCCCUCCAACCCUUAUUUCCUUCUUGCUGCCCUGAUUGGCUCAAGCAUUGCAAAUACCCUUAGCUUGGACCGUCUUCCCACUCGAAACGAGACAGAGCCAUUGGAAGAAGGAUGGGACAAUACUGAUGCGCCUGUAGCUGAGAACAAUCCGGCCAAUGAUUAUCCAGAGGAAGAAUUCUCGACUGGCGACGAGGAGGACGAUCCUACCUCCUUCUUCGGCAGACGUCACAUCGCGUCCGACGACGAGGAAUUCGACAUUGACGACUCCGACAUCGAGGGUGGCGCCCGGCUCGGAUCUACUACCCACACUGGCUAUGGUGGAUAUCUGUUCUUUGGUCGAUCCCCGACCGACCGACACGUGGAUUCGGACGACGAGAGCGUCUGA
Molecule: messenger RNA, 1797 nt
Organism: Penicillium argentinense
Lineage: Eukaryota; Fungi; Ascomycota; Eurotiomycetes; Eurotiales; Aspergillaceae
Product: Iwr1 domain-containing protein
Exons: 2
Coding region: 1-1797 (598 amino acids)
Biological process (GO): protein import into nucleus
Cellular component (GO): cytoplasm
Source: RefSeq, a predicted model, not a curated record